CGCUACGUCAAAUAUCUUCUUCAAAUGAUAUUGUUCAGUUCGCAUAACCAUGAAAAUAAUCAAGAUCAUUAUUGACAAGGGGAUUUAUAUCUGAGAUAAUUGCCCAUACAUGUUCGUGAACAUCAUGAUUUAAGUGAGAAUAAUAAUGAUCAUAAUCAACACAGAGGAACCAACAAGGAGUGAAUUUUUCAAUUUUUGAGGUUACCGCACAUAACAUGAAUUGUUUGGUUCGCCAAAUAUUGCAAUAAACCAAUUUUAGUGAUUUUUACUUGAUGGAAAAGAUGUCCAGGAUGUUGAAUUGUUUCGGAAGCAUAAACUACGUGUAUCUCGUAGUAUUGUCAGGUCAUUUUCUGGCCUUAACUGGCGAUGCAUCCAUUGCAUGGCCAUCACCGGUGUUGACAAAACUGAGCAGCAACGGCACAGAAAAUCCAUUAGGAGAACCUUUGACCGAAGAUGAACAGACCUGGAUAGCAUCGAUAAGUGGAUUGGGAUCGCUCAUUGGUGUCAUUCCAUUUUGUUUUCUGCCUGAUUUGAUAGGAAGAAAACCCAGUCUCCUUCUCAUCUCGAUACCACACAUGUUGUCAUUCGGAAUCUCAGCUUUUGCAAAUACAAUAUAUAUGUUUUAUGUAGCUAGAUUUCUCAGCGGACUGUCGAUUAGUGCAUGCUACAUUGUACUGCCAAUGUAUGUGGCGGAAGUAUCUGAGAACUCCAACAGGGGCCUUAUGCUUGUAUCCUAUGCGAUAUUCUCGAAUUUCGGUAGUUUGUUAAGUUACGUCACUGGUCCUUAUUUAUCCAUGUUUUGGUUUAACAUUUUCUUGUUGAUGUUUCCAGUAACUUUCUUCGUUUUAUUUUCAUUUAUAGCGCCUGAAUCGCCCUAUUAUUACGUUCUCAAAAAAGACUAUACAGGAGCAGUAAAAUCUAUCGAAAAACUCAGACGUAACAAUUAUUACAAAAAUUCCGAACUCGAAUUGAGAAAUAUUCGAGUUGAAUUGGAAAAUUUGGAAAGAGGUAAUAUUUUAAAUACAUUAACGAAAAGACAUGCUAUUAAAGGUAGUUUAAUAGCUUUCGUCUUGACUUCAUUCCAACAAUUGUCUGGAUAUGCAGUUUUUAUACCCUACGCCCAACAAAUAUUUAUCCAAGCCGGUAGCAGUAUUGAUAAUUCUGCAAUAUGCUCCAUGAUUGUGGGAAGUGUUGCAUUUUUUUCCAGUUUCCUAUGCCCUUUCAUUAUUGAUAAAAAGGGUCGUAGAUUCGUUUUAACGAUAUCAAUUUUUGGUAUUAUUAUUUCUGAAAUAAUUUUUGGUAUUUUUUACUAUAUGGUAGAAGAGAACUAUGAUACAAGUUCAAUAAAAUGGAUUCCACUAGCGUGUUUGAUGGGAUAUAUGUUAUUUUUCACUUUUGGAUUAGGACCAUUGCCAUUAACGGUUACUUCGGAAAUUUUGCCAGGUAACAUAAAAUUUUUAAUUUCAACCCUGGCUGGCACUUUGGGUACCGUAGGUUCAACAGUGCUCCAAAAGAACUACUACUAUUUGAACAAUAAUUUGCAUUACUUUGGGACUAUUUGGUUGUUUGCCGGACUCUGUACAUUUUUGUUGAUUUUUGUACUGUUGGUUCUUCCCGAAACAAAAGGAAAAAGUUUUUCAGAAAUUUUAGAAGAUUUGGAUAAAUGAUUCUUUGUUGGUUGAAGAAAAAUCAACAUCUUCCAAAGUAUACUCACAUUACGAAUUUUUCUUUAUGUUAACUGCACAAAGAUAACACCAAAGUGUGAUUCAAAAUUUGAUAUUAUUAUUGACCGAAUAUUUUUGAUUUUUAAAAUUUUUAUUGUUUUGUUUUCAUUAGUCGAUUUGUUUUGACUAUUUAUAUUUGACCUACUACCUUAAUUAUAUUAAUUAAAAAUUUAGCUGUGAUUUGAAAAAUUGUAUGUUUUGGGUUGAAAUAUUUUCACUCACCAAGAAAUGUCUUGCAUGUAAAAUAAUCAAUAUGGAUCAGAAGACACAACUGUGAUUUCAAGAAUUUAUACACAAUCAGAAUAAUGUAAUGUUCUGAAUACCAGUCAAAUUUCCUCAUUCCGUUGAUCAGAAUGUGAAGUAUGUGACGAAAAUUUGUCAUAUUUACUUAAAAAUCUUUUUAACUCUCAUGAAGUAUUAUAUAUGUAUAGCUCUUUAUACUAGUUUGAUUUUAGUUCCUAACUUGAAUAGCAAAUUUAGGUGUUUUUGUGCUAGGUAAUUGUUUUACUUGUCCUAGGUGAAAUAUUAUUUCUAUUUAUUCUUUUCAUGUUAUUAUGUAUAAUGAUGUCUUAAAAACUUUUUCCCCAACUUGGUUUGAGGUGUUUUACAUUUUAUUGUUUUUCUUGAAUUUUUUUUGUAGAAAUAUAGAAUUUUUUAAUUAA
This is a messenger RNA of Harmonia axyridis, 2386 nucleotides long. RefSeq names its product facilitated trehalose transporter Tret1-like. Bases 273 to 1667 code for a protein of 464 amino acids. Lineage: Eukaryota; Metazoa; Arthropoda; Insecta; Coleoptera; Coccinellidae. Gene Ontology annotation, biological process: transmembrane transport. Gene Ontology annotation, molecular function: transmembrane transporter activity. Gene Ontology annotation, cellular component: membrane. The transcript is spliced from 2 exons. The record is from RefSeq and is a predicted model, not a curated record.